CUCUCUGCUAAGAGGGCAGAAGAUUAUCGUGUUCCAUGUGGCCCUCUCUUCCGACUUGUCACCUGUCCUCACUACACACUUGAAUUGGCCAUCUAUACCCUCAUUCUUAUUUUUUUGGUCGCGACGGCUGCUGAUCCCACUCACUUCUUAAGGACGCCCUUUUUGGACGUCGUCUGUUUUGUUUGGGCUAACCAGCUCGUUUCGGCCGGCCUGACACAUGCCUGGUAUUCUGAAAUUUGGCCAGAUUGGGCUGCUCGACGUUUCGCCAUUAUUCCCCGAAUUUUGUGA
Protopolystoma xenopodis is the source of this 288-nucleotide messenger RNA. The record is from the annotation of a GenBank genome assembly. NCBI's taxonomy places the organism in Eukaryota, Metazoa, Platyhelminthes, Monogenea, Polystomatidea, Polystomatidae.